Molecule: messenger RNA, 985 nt
Organism: Neltuma alba
Lineage: Eukaryota; Viridiplantae; Streptophyta; Magnoliopsida; Fabales; Fabaceae
Product: probable glutathione S-transferase
Exons: 2
Coding region: 118-789 (223 amino acids)
Biological process (GO): glutathione metabolic process
Cellular component (GO): cytoplasm
Molecular function (GO): glutathione transferase activity
Source: RefSeq, a predicted model, not a curated record
UUCAAAUUCAUCUUUCCUUUCGCUACAUAAGAAGCCGAUCCGCAGGCCCAGGGACCAUAAACCCAUCCAUGCUCCCCAGAUCAGAUCCUCGAUUCUCAAACAAAACCAAGUCCAGCCAUGGCUUCGAAUCAACAAGUGAAGCUUUUCGGAAUCGUAGGAAGCCCAGUUGUGACGAGAGCAGAGAUUGCUCUGAAACUCAAGGGAGUGGAAUAUGAGUACGUUCAUGAAUCCUUGACUAACAAGAGCGAUCUUCUUCUCAAGUACAACCCAGUUCACAAGAAGGUCCCUGUGCUUCUUCACAACGAGAAGCCCAUCUGUGAGUCUCUUGUGGUCGUUGAAUACGUCGAUGAGGCUUGGACUGGCUACCCCAUCUUACCUUCUGAUCCUUAUGACAGAGCCCUGGCUCGUUUCUGGUCUAGGUUCAUCGAUGACAAGUUGUUGCCCGCGGUAUUUAAAGCAGCGUGGAACCCAGACGUGAAGGAGAGGGAAAAGGGAGCUGAAGAAGCAAGAGAGGCUCUGAAAAUUCUGGACAACGAGCUGAAAGGGAAGUUCUUUAAUGGAGAUUCAAUUGGGUUUCUGGACAUCGCUGCUCUGGUCAUCGCUUUCUGGAUGCCGAUAAUUCAAGAAGCUGGUGGGCUUGAUCUGUACAGUGCUGAGAGAUAUCCAAAGCUAGAGAAGUGGGGUCAAGAGAUUUUGAAUCACCCAGUUGUGAAAGGAGUUCUGCCUCCCAGAGAACAUCUCCUCGCCUCCUUCAAAACUCGCUUUCAGAGCAUCGCUGCUUCAAAGUAGAUGAUCACAUAAAUUACCCAUGGUCCAUCUUCGACUUACUUAAUCAUCCCGUGUUGUGAUUGAGACUGGGAAUAAAAUGUGUAACUAGGCUUCGCUCUUGCAAGGGAAACUGACUGUUCUUCGGUUUGGGUUAUCAUGUCAUAAGUCAAGCCUUAUUGUUUGUUGUCCUUUCUUAAAUCUCAUUUUUGUCGUUUUA